Megalobrama amblycephala (Wuchang bream) is the source of this 1759-nucleotide messenger RNA. RefSeq names its product GTPase IMAP family member 8-like. The record is from RefSeq and is a predicted model, not a curated record. Lineage: Eukaryota; Metazoa; Chordata; Actinopteri; Cypriniformes; Xenocyprididae. Gene Ontology annotation, molecular function: GTP binding.
CUCAAACAUGAUCAAUGUUCAGCGGAAGAUCAGGAGUGUGUGGAGAAGGUGCUGGACUCUUUCUCUGAGCAGGUUUAUCAACACACCAUGGUGCUCACCACACAAGCACCAACUGAAACCAAUGACAUCCUACAGAAGAUCAUUCAGAAAUGCUUCAACAGACACUUCAGUCUUCAGAGGAGCAGCUCUCCUGAUGAUCUUCUGCAGACGUUUGAGGACAUUGUGCAAAUGAAUAAUGGACGUCACCUGGAUUGUGAAGAGGGUGUGAAGCUGAAUCUGGUUGUGUGUGGUCGUGACGGGACAUUAAAAUCCUCCAUAUCAGAGCUGAUCCUGCAGCAGAAAGACAGAAGACCAGAGUGUGUGAGGAGAGACGUGCAGCUUCAUGGCCGUCUGAUCAGUCUGGUGAAGCUUCCAGCUCUCAGUCGUCUCUCAGAGGAGGAAAUGGUGCGUCAGACUCUCCGCUGUGUUUUUCUCUGUGAUCCUGGAGUUCAUGUUUUCCUCCUCAUUAUUCCUGACGCUCCAAUGACUGAUGAAGACAAAUCAGAAAUGGAGGAGAUCCAAAGGAUAUUCAGCUCCAGAAUCAACAAACACAUGAUGAUCCUCAUAAUGCAGAGUUCAGAGCAUCAGACAGCUGAACUCAAUGAUGAAACACAGUCUGUCAUUGAGGGUUUUGGAGGACGACAUCAUUUCUUUGGUCCCAACACACAAGUGUCUACAUUGAUGGAGAACAUUGAGAAGAUGCUGGAAGAAAACAGAGGAGAGUUUUUCUCCACAGAGACAUUUUUUGAUGCACAGAUGAAAAAACUACAGACAAACACUCAUUUUCAAGGUUCAACAGAGAGUGAAGAUGAAAUGAGGAUUGUGCUGCUGGGAAAAACUGGAGUUGGGAAAAGUGCAACAGGAAACACAAUCUUAGGAAGAGAUGCAUUUAAAGCAGAAACAUCUCAGCAAUCAGUGACUAAAAAGUGUCAGAGAGAAACAUCUGAAAUCAAUGGAAGACAUGUUACUGUGAUCGACACUCCAGGAAUAUUUGAUACUGAACUGAGUAAUGAGGAGAUCCAGAGAGAAAUCAGCAACUGCAUUGACAUGAUUCUACCUGGACCACAUGUGUUCAUCAUUGUGCUCAAUUUAGGACGAUUUACUCAAGAAGAAGAAACAUCAGUGAAGAUCAUCCAAGAUACAUUUGGAGAGAAAUCUUUAAUGUACACCAUGGUGCUCUUCACCAGAGGAGAUGAUCUGAAGAACCAAACCAUUGAACAGUUUCUAGGAAAACCUGGAAACUCCUUGAUGAAUCUGAUUGAAGUGUGUGGAAACAGAUACCAGGUGUUUAAUAAUAAUCAGACUGGAGACCGAACACAGGUGUCUGAUCUACUGGAGAAGAUAGACAACAUGGUGACAGCGAACGGAGGGAGUUUCUACUCAUGUAAGAUGUUCAGAGAGAUGGAGAGAGAAAAACAAGAACAACAGAUGAAGAUCCUGAUGGACAGAGUCAGAGAAGAACUGGCAGGCAAACAUGAAGAAGAGAUUAUGAAGAUAAUGAUGGAGGAAGAAAGACAGCAUCGUGACAAAGAGAGAAAGAGAAGACAAGAGCAUGAUGAUAAAAGAAGUGAAAGGGAGAAACAGAUUUCUGACUAUCAAUAUCUGAGACCUACUAAGAGUAAAGAGAAGAAGAUGUGCUCUAAAACUGAUGAUUCAGUACAGGUGAGUGUUCAGUACAAGUUCUGUUAUUAAAAAAAAAAAAAAAAAAAAAAAAAAAAAA